AUGAUAACGAGAAGCCAAAGUGUGAGAAGAAGCUUCACAACGAUGCUGCUAAUGGCGUUACUGGUCUGGUCUGCAACUCUAGAGACCUGCAUUGCAAGAAGAGGGAGACACUGGAGACAGAACAGAAGCUCCUCUGCCGAGUCACCUUCCUUGUCCAGCAAGAAACCAAACACCCACCAUAGCUCUCACCACCCUUACCACAAAUCCAAACCUAAACCUAAACCUAAACCAGAGCCAAAACCACAGCCACCGCCUCCCAAGGGGGAUGAUGACUCGCCGGCUCUGCCUCCGCCGCCGCCACAGCCACAGCCACAGCCGCAGCCGCCGAAAAAGGGUUAUGGGUCGGCCCCGAAACCGCCGCAGGGUUCUGGAGUGUUCAAUGUGUUGGAUUUUGGCGCCAAGGGUGAUGGCAGGAGUGAUGAUACAAAGGCCUUUGAAGCGGCUUGGGCUGAAGCCUGCAAAGUCGAGGCCUCGAUGAUGAUCGUACCGAAUGAUUACGUUUUCCUCGUCGGUCCUAUCUCCUUCUCGGGUCCUUACUGUCAAGCAAACAUUGUAUUCCAGCUUGACGGGACGAUGGUUGCACCGACAGAUUCGAAUUCGUGGGGAAAAGGGCUGAUGUGGUGGAUUGAGUUCACGAAGCUCAAAGGAAUUACAGUGCAGGGGAACGGUGUAAUCGAUGGAAGAGGUUCUGGGUGGUGGCAAGAUUACCCCUUUGAAGAUCCCAUUGACGACUUAACCAAACUCAUCGUCCCUUUGAACAACUCUGUUCAAGAACGCCCACCGAUGCCUGUGAGAAGUGAGCUCAGUGGAAGAAUGCCAAGCAUCAAACCAACGGCAUUGCGAUUCUACGGGAGUUUUAACGUGACAGUGACGGGCAUUACUAUCCAGAACAGUCCACAGUGCCAUCUCAAGUUCGACAACUGUGUUGGGGUUUUGGUGCACGACAUGAGCGUGUCUUCGCCCGGAGAUAGUCCGAACACAGAUGGGAUACACUUGCAGAAUUCCAAAGAUGUGCUCAUUCAUGGCACCACACUUUCUUGCGGAGAUGACUGUAUUUCUAUCCAAACGGGAUGCUCAAAUGUGUACAUACACAAUGUGAACUGUGGACCAGGACAUGGCAUCAGUAUCGGAAGCCUUGGAAGAGACAGUACCAAAGCCUGUGUUUCCAACAUCACGGUCCGAGAUGUAAUCAUGCACAAUACAAUGACUGGUGUCAGAAUCAAGACUUGGCAGGGCGGGUCUGGCUCGGUGCAAGGAGUAAUGUUCUCGAACAUUCAAGUCUCGGAGGUUCAAUUCCCGAUCGUGAUAGACCAGUUCUACUGCGACCACGCCAGUUGCAAGAACCAGACAUCUGCUGUGGCUGUAAAAGGAGUCACCUACGAGAAAAUACGAGGCACUUACACAGUGAAACCCGUGCAUUUUGCCUGCAGCGACAACUCUCCCUGUGUAGACGUACAACUAUCCUCCAUAGAGCUGAAGCCAAUUCAAGAACAGUAUCACAUGUACGACCCAUAUUGUUGGCAGACAUUUGGAGAGCUCAACACACCGACAGUUCCUCCGAUUGAUUGCUUACAGAUUGGAAAACCAUCGAGGAACGGUGUUCAGUCCGAUCAUGAUCUCUGUUGACCUGCAACGAGCAAGCAAACUGAGGGGAAUUUAGAAUGAUCCAUCCAUUGUAUAUCUUUAGCGAAUUUAUAUGAUCCAUACAUACUGUUAUUAGCGUUUAUAUCGAUUCUCUGUUGUGUGAGAGUGUUUUGAUAUGCUUUUAGAGGGUAGAAAUUUAGUGUAAGGCAGGCUUGUUCACUGUUUUGUAGUCUCCUCUCCUCUGAGAGAGAGAGAGAGAGAGAGAAGAACAGAACAACUUUCCUGGUUGCUUGAUGAGCAGUA
Tarenaya hassleriana is the source of this 1887-nucleotide messenger RNA. RefSeq names its product polygalacturonase At1g48100-like. Gene Ontology annotation, biological process: carbohydrate metabolic process. The record is from RefSeq and is a predicted model, not a curated record. Lineage: Eukaryota; Viridiplantae; Streptophyta; Magnoliopsida; Brassicales; Cleomaceae. The coding region runs from base 1 to 1626 and encodes 541 amino acids. Gene Ontology annotation, molecular function: polygalacturonase activity. The transcript has 7 exons.